Lolium perenne is the source of this 1050-nucleotide messenger RNA. Its product is annotated as F-box protein At5g10340-like. NCBI's taxonomy places the organism in Eukaryota, Viridiplantae, Streptophyta, Magnoliopsida, Poales, Poaceae. Gene Ontology annotation, molecular function: protein binding. The record is from RefSeq and is a predicted model, not a curated record.
AUGGGGAUUAUGCUAUCUUCCUUGCGCUGUUGUUCUAGCUCCGUUGCUUCUGUCACGUUGCCACACGACGUGAUCUUCGACAUCCUGUCAUGGUUACCCGUAAAGUCCUUGUGCCGCUUCCGAUGCGUCUCCAGAGAGUGGCAAACCCUUAUCUCCGACCCGGCUUUUGUUGCCGUGCUUAAGUCACGAGUCGAGCCGCUCCUCGCCGUCGACCACAGCAAGGUGCCAUCCUUGCGGUUGAUGGACAUGGAUGGCAACGUUGUGAGAGUAAUCAAUGAUGUCGGUUGGUUCUUGACGUCUAUCUGCAUUGCCACCGAUGACCAUGUAUGUGUUAUCGGUGACCAUGGCAACGAACAAGUCGCGAGGAUAAUCGACCUUGCUACUAAGAAGGUGCUCGUGACCUGCUUAAAGGGCCGUACUCAGGGCUUUGGCCGCGCCGCUCCGUCAGGAGCUUACAAGGUCGUGUGCCUUGGUGAUCAUAUAUGCGAGGUCCUCACGGUAGGAGAUGGUGUCGGGUGGAGACAUAAGGAACCACACCCUACAAAUGCCUCGUAUAGAAACCGCCCUGUGGUGGUCAAUGGUGUGCUACAUCUAUUGGUGGCACCACAACCCGAUGGAGACAUCAUAUUAUGCUUCGACCUCGAGAGCGAGGAUUGGAAGAAGGGGAUCAAAGGCCCACCAAAUGUGAAACUCCAGGAUAGUAAAAUCAGCUUAGGCGAGCUUAAUGGUGCCCUAUGCAUGGCUCAAGGAGAGACCAACAACACCUACAGUGGAUGCACAAACAUAUGGAUCCUAAGAGAUCUCGACAAGAGCAUAUGGGUCAAAAAAUACACGAUUCCACUGGACUCGGCCAUGUAUUAUCGGAUGACGCCUCUGAGGGUGCUACGUGGUGACCGGAAGCUCUUAUUCUACCUUCGAAUUAAGAUGGGAGGAGAAAGGGUGUUAAAGAUCUAUGACCCCUGUUAUUCGAGAUGUGCAGACGCAUUAAAGACUUUGGAACACCACUCCUCUAGUAUCAGCAUUUGUAGUUUGAACUUGGAGCAUUUUUAA